UCCUACUCGCUGCCGUACGUCCCCUCGGCGUGUCGUAAAUCAAAACACAAAGCUGCGCAUGUGCGUGCGUUACCAUGGUUAUGUGAACGCUGUGGGGUUCGGCCGUUUCGUCAUGCCACUCAAGAAAAGAAAGUCCUCCAAAAAGGGAAGUAAGCCGAAUAAGGCUCAGAAGCUGAAGCAGCAGCGAGAGGAGGAGGAGAGGCGGCUGCGAGAGGAAGAGGAAGCAAGGCAAGCAGAGAGAGAAGAACAGGAAAGACAGGAAAGGGAGAUAAAGGAGAAGGAGCUGGAGAGACUAGAGCUAAAGGACAGGGAGCGCAGAGAUGAUGAGCUGAACGAACUGCGCCAUCUACUGGAGGAGAAUCAUGCUGCAGUGACCAAAUGGAAAACAGAUGCCGUGGAGAAAGCAAAGUGGGAAAGGUAUGUGCAUUGUGAUGGCACCCCAGACCCCGCGGUUGUGCAGGAUAUAAACACAUACAUCAGCUUAUGGAGAGAUGACCCAGAAGUCGACAUCACAGCUGUGCUCCAGCAGUGUAAACGUGCUACAUGGCUGGUUGAAGAGCUGGAGGAGCUACUCAGAGGUGCUACAGAUCCACAAGAGGCUGAGAAAUACCAGGAAGCUCUUAUAAACUUACUGGAACUGAUUCACUUCAAACACCAAGUCGCCACUGAAGAGAUCCUUAAGAGAGCCAAUGAGAGCAUCGAUACCGAGACAGGUAACAUGCAGACUGUGGUCAAAGACGACAACGUGACCCUUUGCCUUUGGGCCAACCUCAAGAAAAACCCAAGGUUUAAAGGUUUGAACUUCAAGGAGGCCAGCGUGGGCUUUGAGCUUCCAAAGCAGCUGGCAGUGAGCGACAUCGCUGUACGAAUCCUCCACACACGUUAUGACCACCUGUCUUUGCUGGCCAGGAUGGCUCAUCAGAGAGUGUACACAACCAGCCACAGGUCUCUUACAGGUGGUGAUGCGAUAGCAGUGGAAAUGGAUGUAUCUAUAAACGGAGAGACCAAAGAAGAUGAAGAGGUGAUGUCUAUUCUGGAGUCUGAAGGGCAGAAGAGUGCAGCGAGCCUGCAAUCAACGAGGAGCAGUGCCCAGCUCGCACAACACCAGUCAGGCCAGAUACUGACCCAGAUGGAGGCACUUAAAGCUGAGGAGGAUGUGACGUCUCCAGCCAGUGUUGUGCAGGUGGUGGACUUGAUGCAAUACACACCUCUGGGUGGGAUUUUCUACUAUGACAUAUUCUGUCUCCCGCCACAAGCCUACCAGGUCAACGGCUGGGAAAUCAGACAGGUUUUGAAUAAGGGGCUAGAGGUUUUUCCCUACCCCACGGAGACCACACUGGAGGAUGGCACCACACUCAGUUCACUUCCUAUUGGGGUAUCAGUGACGCUGCCUGACUCAGUUGUCUUCUUGAAACCUCCCCAUGUGGCUUGCUGGGAUGUUGCAGGUGAGCAGUGGAGGAUGGACCGCGUCACGGAUGCAUCCCACGAAGACGCGAAGAUCUCCUUCAAGAUGGACUCAUUCCACGCUUUUGUGCUGAUGCAGGAAACAUACGCCAACUUUCCCAUCCGCAGCUGGGAGCUCAAGCCUCUCUGUCAAGAUUGCGUCAUUCUCACCGUCAACGGAGCUCUAAUCGACGUCAGCAUUACCAUCAAGGGUGACCAGUGUAUGUUGGAGUCCCAGCACCACAAAGGCCUCACUCACCUGACAGGGAAGUGGAUGAGUGCCCCCGCCCUGCAGAGAGCCGUGAUCAACGCAGGGAUCAACAUCUUUGUCGACGAAUAUGCAGACAAAUACAUCAGUACCUGUUGCAAAGACCCACUCACAGAACACGCUGCCUACGAACAGAUGGCCCUGCUCGCCUCUGCCUGUGCUUUCUCGUGGAGCAAGUGGAACGCCAAAUGCAGAGCCGAGCAUCUGGUCAUGCAGGUGUGUGAACACCUCGGUCCCGACCCCGUGCCCAAGGACUCCUGGAGCCUCUACCUGCUAGGAGCCCAGAAGAGUCUAAAGCUGCAGAUCACAGAGACCAGUGACUCGUUCGCUCCAGAUCAUUAUCCCGGCAGCGAGUUUCACUCUACCUUUAUGCACAUGCUCCAGGACAACAUGAGCGCCGAAGGCAUCAAUAUGACCCGAAAGUCCAGUUAUCUGUUCAUUGAUACAGUACAGAGUCUGCUGUGUGCCACUAAGCCCCUCAUGCAUUCCUAAUGGUGUGUGACAUCAAGUCAGUAGCAGUGUACAAUUUUAAGCACAUAUAAACAUUAUAUCGUAGAAUUAGCUACUUUAUUUGUGCAAAUCUGAAUGCUUUUUCUUUGGAACAUACAAAAAGUUUAUGAAGUUGAAAACGGUGACAUUCCACAGCAAAAAUGAAACAUAAAAAUAAAACCUUUGGUGUUAAAACCUUUACAAUACACAAUUAUAACUUAAAAAAACCUGAUUAAUCUACUUCAAAACUAAUAAACCCAUAGAGAUUUCAAAAACACAAAAAGUUUUAUUACCAGUGAAUAUAGUUAUAAGUUAUAAAACAUCUCUCUCUAAAACCAGUGAGGAAUGGAAAGUUCCAAUAAAAGUCUGAGUCCCCUUUA
Betta splendens (Siamese fighting fish) is the source of this 2580-nucleotide messenger RNA. It is a transcript of the gene dnai7, whose product is annotated as dynein axonemal intermediate chain 7. Gene Ontology annotation, molecular function: beta-tubulin binding; microtubule binding. Lineage: Eukaryota; Metazoa; Chordata; Actinopteri; Anabantiformes; Osphronemidae. Bases 59 to 2203 code for a protein of 714 amino acids. Gene Ontology annotation, cellular component: axoneme. The transcript has 17 exons. The record is from RefSeq and is a predicted model, not a curated record.